Molecule: messenger RNA, 717 nt
Organism: Penicillium alfredii
Lineage: Eukaryota; Fungi; Ascomycota; Eurotiomycetes; Eurotiales; Aspergillaceae
Product: oxidoreductase-like domain-containing protein
Exons: 2
Coding region: 1-717 (238 amino acids)
Cellular component (GO): mitochondrion
Source: RefSeq, a predicted model, not a curated record
AUGGAAUAUUAUGCCUUGGACCCCACGCCUAGGCGCAUGAGCGCCCAUAACCAGUCCGCCGCCCACAAACCCCAGGAUACCGGUGAGGACGACACCGAUUCCUCUCAAGCGCAUCCGCUUUCCGGAUACUAUUCAUUGAUCCUCAACUCCCGCUCCCCGUAUCCUAGCCAUCCGCCAACUUCGCGAUCGACCACCCUUCGGCCCGAUGACAAGCCGAUACCGGGAACGACCGUCGAGCCCCAGUCACCCCAGGAUAAAAUGUCGAUUGUAUUCGGUACUCGUCUUGCUGGCCCUGGUCGCUCAUCACGCUAUAAUCCAGGCGAAGCGCCGCCGAAGUCAAUGUGGAAAACAAUCAACGGGGUUCCCAUUCCACCCCGGCCCGAUGAACCGGACAAUUGCUGCAUGAGUGGCUGUGUACACUGCGUUUGGGAUGAUUUUCGCGAUGAGAUGGAGGAGUGGGCUGGCAGAGUCGAAAAUGCCAAGGCAAAAGGCGGCUCCGUAAAGGGAACAAUGGAUAUGCGUUCGGCGCCACGAACCGAGGUUGACUCAGCCAGCCAUAGCAUGGAUGACGAUGGUGGUGGCAGCGAAACCAACUGGACUGUGCCGAGCCAAGAAGAUGACUUAUUCGGUGGCAUCCCCGUCGGGAUUCGCGAAUUCAUGAAGACCGAAAAGAAAUUGCGCGUGAAGCAUCAGAAGGAGGCUACAGCUACGCCUUGA